Rhea pennata is the source of this 3235-nucleotide messenger RNA. RefSeq names its product platelet derived growth factor D (gene PDGFD). The coding region runs from base 331 to 1458 and encodes 375 amino acids. Gene Ontology annotation, molecular function: platelet-derived growth factor receptor binding; growth factor activity. The transcript has 7 exons. Gene Ontology annotation, biological process: positive regulation of phosphatidylinositol 3-kinase/protein kinase B signal transduction; positive regulation of MAP kinase activity; positive regulation of cell migration. NCBI's taxonomy places the organism in Eukaryota, Metazoa, Chordata, Aves, Rheiformes, Rheidae. Gene Ontology annotation, cellular component: membrane. The record is from RefSeq and is a predicted model, not a curated record.
GGGGCGGAGGUGGCCGUGGCCGUCCUCGGGGUUUCUCACCUUGCAAAGUUUGGCCGCCCCUAGACACGCAGCAGAAAGUUCAGCGUGCAGGAAGUUUGGGGGAAGCUCGGGGAGUAACUCGGGAGCUUUCGCUGCAGUUUCGGGUGUUUUUUUUUUUUUUCCUCAUUUUUUUUCUUUCCUUUUUUUUUCUCAUGCACACAACUCCCCCAAGCAAACAAGCAGCCCGCAAUAGCAGCAGACAAGUCAGGGGGCAGAGAGCGGGGGAAGCACCCUCGGCGGGGAGAGCCGGGUUUCUCUGCAGAGACGCGGUCCCGUUCGCAGCGGAUCCCAAUGCAACUGCUCAUCCUCCUCCUCCUGUACGCUGUAGUCUGUGCGAACUUUUGCAGCCGUCAGGGCACCACUGCCCCUGCCCAGAGCGGAUCUAUAAAAGCCUUGCGGUCCUCCAACAUCAGGCGAGAUGAGAGCAAUCACCUCACAGACUUGUACCGGAAAGAAGAGACCAUCGGCGUGGCGGGAAACGGCUGCCUCCACAGUCCGCGCUUCCCGAGCAGCUACCCCAGGAACCUGCUGCUGACCUGGCGGCUGCACUCUCCAGAGAGCACGAGGAUCCAGCUGGCUUUCGAUAACCAGUUCGGCCUGGAGGAGCCCGAAAAUGAUAUCUGCCGGUAUGACUUUGUGGAAGUAGAAGAUAUAUCGGAGACCAGCACAGUUAUACGAGGACGAUGGUGUGGACACAAGGAAGUACCUCCAAGAAUAACAUCAAAAACAAAUCAGAUAAAGAUUACCUUCAAAUCUGAUGACUAUUUUGUGGCUAAACCCGGAUUCAAGAUUUGUUAUUCCCUUGUGGAUGAUUUCCAGCAUGCAGCUUCAGAAACCAACUGGGAGUCAGUCACAAGCUCUGUUUCAGGGGUAUCCUAUCCCUCUCCAUCAGUGACUGACCCUACUCUCACGGCGGAAGCUCUGGAUCAAACCAUUGCUGCAUUUGACACAGUGGAAGAUCUACUCAAACACUUUAACCCAGACUCCUGGCAAGAAGAUCUUGAAAAUUUGUACACGGACAGCGGCCACCACUAUCGAGGCAGGAGCUACCAUGACAGGAAGUCCAAAGUUGACCUGGACAGGUUGAAUGAUGAUGUGAAACGUUAUAGCUGCACUCCAAGAAACUACUCUGUCAAUUUAAGGGAGGAACUGAAGGUGACAAAUGUAGUUUUCUUCCCUCGCUGCCUCCUUGUCCAGCGCUGUGGAGGAAAUUGUGGCUGUGGGACUUCAAACUGGAAAUCCUGUACAUGCAUGUCAGGCAAAACAGUGAAAAAAUAUCAUGAGGUGCUGAAAUUCAUCCCGGAGGCCGGCCAUCCUAGAAGGAAAGGCAGAACCAGGAACAACAUGGCCUUAGUAGAUAUACAGCUGGAUCACCAUGAGCGCUGUGAUUGUAUCUGCAGUUCAAGACCACCCCGAUAAAAAAAGAAAAAAAAAAAACGAAACAUGCUAACUGCAGCUUACCGGACAUUUACUUUUAAUCAGGAUUGCUCUGAGGACCUUUACUCACUAAUCAUUUGAACUUUGCUACUAGCCUGCCUUUGCAAUUAGCAGAAAUGAUCGCUGUGUUGCAGCAUAGCUGUGCUGGGUAGUGCCAUGGCAGCUAAACAGGUAUAUCAUAGAAUUAUGUAGCAGCAUCCAAGAAUAUAGGAUUAUGUUUAGCUAUAGCUAGAUUCUGAGGGUUGAGAUUUUCAAAGCUCGCUUAUUAACCUUAACCUCACAAUGCCUAAUGAAAUUAAUCAAAAGUUGUGUAUCUAAUUGUGGUAGCUGUCAAUGAAAUAGCAUUGUAUUUCUGCCUAUUUCUCACUCAACAGGUCACUACACUCAAAUUCUGCUGUCAUUUCUACCUGCUCAAUUCCCCUAACUGUCAGUAGAAUUUUCUGGGUAUAAAUGAAGACAGAAUUUGAUCUCAUAAAAAUAUACAAUGCUUAAUCCAGCUCCCAAAAGGAACUUUCCAGUGUUCCUUUCCAAUGCUGUAAGACAUUAUGAGGAAAACCCAGGACUACAUGAAAUAGAACACCAGAAAAAUCAAAACUCACUGUUUGUGCUCAGGCAAGUGCUGAAAUUCAUAAAUGCUUUGCAUGAGCUAGGACACUGGUGAUUGCAGGGGUUUUGGAGGACACUACUUCUGCGUUGAUGCUCUGACACAGCAGGAACCAUCAUCCAGGUUUCUUCGAGAAUGGUGACAGGAGGGCUCCUGCCAAUGCCGCAGAUAAUCCACGUGUGCUGGGGCUUAUUUUGGUCACUGUACCCCUGGACUGGACUCCGGCCACUUACCUACUGUUGCCCACAGUUUCCCAGGAUGAGGCCCCUCGAUAUUAAAAGCAAGAAAUAACCCUCCCUCAUGCAUUCUCUUCUCACUGUAGUUCAAGGAGUACUGUGUUUCCCCAAACAGGCGAUGGAGAUAGGGCACUUGUUUUCUGAAAUAUUGAUUUGUUGUGCAGUUGCGUUACUGGAAAACAAAACUUUGGUUGAGAUUUAAUUAUCAUUAUUUGGUUUGGGGUUUGUUUUUUUUCUUUGUUUCAAAUAAGGACUAUUAUAACUUCAUCAUAUAUCCAUUAAUCUUAGUUAUCUAAGUGUUAGUUGACUGAUUUCAGCUAUGUGUGUUGCCAUGAUUAAACUGUUGACGGUGAAUUUCUUUUUGAUUGUGUUUUGCUGAUGCAUAUUAGCUCAUUAAGCAAUGUCUAUCUGUCAUGGAAAAUGUUCAUCAUUUAUUAACUUCCACAAAAAGAAUAUUAUUAAACACCACCUCGUAAUAAAAUAAGCACUUUAAAAGCUACAGCAUAGCUUCCUGUACCUAUUACAAUAUUAUGAAAGUGCUCUAGCUGAAAAAGGAAAAAAAAGGGUCCUUCUAAACUAGCUUUAAAGAUUUAAAAUACUGCUCUAAAAGUUGUUCGAUGUAAAUUACAGGCAGUUUUAAGUCUGGAAUAGAACUGGACUUUUCAUCAUGAAUGUAAUAGAUAGAAUGGGAUGGCAUAUUUAAUGGCUGAGGUUUUGUAUUUAAUAGCAGACACAGGCUGCAUCAGUUCAUUUUGUGUGUGCUGCCUCUUGUGUUUCAACCUCUUAGAAAGAGCGAAGUAGUUUGACAAUGGUGUGUCAUAAUUAGUGGAAUCUGGCAUAUGCUGUAAUAUUGAGAGCCUUUAAGCCAUUCUGUCUCAGUAAUCUACAAUUUAGUAAUAAAAGUGCCCUAAUGUUUUAA